Messenger RNA from Rhopilema esculentum, 6408 nucleotides. RefSeq lists its product as uncharacterized. The record is from RefSeq and is a predicted model, not a curated record. NCBI's taxonomy places the organism in Eukaryota, Metazoa, Cnidaria, Scyphozoa, Rhizostomeae, Rhizostomatidae.
CUUCCACGCCUAUAUCAAAAGAAAAUUUUUGGACCAGAAUAUGUUGCUUAUACACCAGUUACUGCAUUUCAUGUUCGCAAUCUACUUCUAUUCAUCAAUUCAUUCCUUGCAAAACAAACACCUGAAACUAUGAAGCAAUUAUAAAGGCAAUUAUCAUCAAUCUGUUAAAACAGUGUGAGCUGAAUUGAAAAGUAAAUUGCUUGCUAUCUUCAUUGGUAAAUAUAUUAAUCAUCUUAAUCAUUAACAAAACAAAUGUUCUCCUGGAGCCUUGAAUCGUUAAUGCACCCAAAUGAAAUCAACCAGUAAAAACACAAUGAACAGCGCAUGGAGUGGUUUUGGUAGCCAUAGGAGAGAGUAAUUUGAAUUGUAUUAUGGCAAUUGAAGGGUACUUAUAUCCUUUGCCCACAUAGAAUAACAAGUGACCAGAAUUCUGGAAGUCAUUUGUAGCUUGAUGCUGCCAUGGUUAGUUUGAUUGCUGCCCUAUUUGACUGAUACUCAAAUUGAAACUUGGUGUAUUGCUAGCAUCGAAAUCACUCAAAAGAGCGAUGUUGUUUCCGAGGGUCUUCAUCCAGCUGCAACUGAUAGUUCUUGCAACGAGUGAUCACGAUUUGUGGCAAAAGAUUAACAAAGGAGGAUCAGCAAAUGUGAUUGCUACAAGUAAACAUGCCUUGUACCAAAUAAACAUUGCAAAGGAACUCAAGUCCCUUCACAAAGAAGAGGGAUUCCUUACAAUGACACACAGCGUCAUUGAUGUUGAUGCCAAUGAUGAUUAUGGAAUUUGGAUAACUAACAUUUAUUCACAUAUAUUUUUUAGGGCCGGCGUGUCAUCCACCAAUAUGUUAGGUACAGGAUGGGUUCACAAAGACGGAUUACUAAAAGGAAUAACUACUGGACGUUAUGGCCUAGUCUUUGGGCACAACCAAUAUACAUAUAUAUUUAAAAGAGGUGGAAUCACGUCCUCUGUUCCUACAGGAACAUAUUGGCAUUUAUUAACAGGUUUCAAUGUGAUUGAUGAAUCAUGCUCAAGAAAAGUUUGUUUUUGUGUUAACAGCUUUCAUAAACUAUUCACUACUGGUCUUAUGGAAAAUACGGAUUCCCCCUCAUGGACUGGCCCUUGGAUAUAUAUAUAUCCGAAUGUCAAAGACAUCUCUGCCUAUGGAGAGAAGACACUCUGGAAACUAGACACAAACGGAUUCAUAUGGGAAGCGGUCAACGUAUACGACAGCAAUUUCAUUAAGUUGACUUGGGAACGUCGCGGCUAUCAACAUCAGACUUUCAAAGAUGUAGCAGUAACUGACAAGAAAGCUUAUGCAGUUGGCACAGAUGGGAAUAUAUACGUUCUGACUGGUUGCCCGAUUUUUGACUUUGAAGACAACGACCUUUCCGAAUGGGAAAAAACUGGAACCGUUUUCGAGAUGCAACCGACAUUCAGCCAAAGCACAGUUGUGGGAGCAAUAGGCAAAGUUGGAAAACGAUGCAUAGAUACUUUAACAUCGAACCAAAAUGCAACGAUUGGUGAUCCCCCGGUCGGAACAGCAAUAUCACCAUUGUUUCAGAUACGAACAAAUAUGCUGCAUUUCACAGUUGGAGGGGGUUCACACCCUAACAAUUAUGUUGGAUUAGUGAUUGAUGGAGUUGAAAGAUUUCAAUGCUCAGGGGAAAGUGUGGCUAAAGCAUCAGCAACAGGGACAGUGCGCAUGGGAAGGUACUGGUGGGACGUAUCAGCCUAUAUAGGCAAAUGUGCCAGUGUUAAGUUGGUUGACUCAUCGUCCGCAAAUUGGGGACAUACGCUUUUUGACGAUUUGAGGGCAUCACCACCUUGUUUCAAAGGUAUGGAUGCAGUUUUGACAAGGGUUGGUCACGAGAGAACGGUUUCCAUAGGACAGGCUGUUAAACAUUCUUUGAAACUGAAAGGGUUCUAUACAUCGGCUUUGAGACCAUUGUUCAUAACAGCCAAAGUCCCUACCAUGAAUGGACAUCCUUUAAUCUACUUUGAAGAUAUCUCUAUCGUUUCAACAACUUGCAAAACAAAUACCCAAAUGGAGGUGGACAUGACUGUAACAGACAGUGGACACGCCUAUAGCAUUACAGGAAACAUAACAAAUCUAUUGUCUGAUGCGACGAUUGAAAUUUUAGCUCGUGCUUAUGACAACGAUAAGUUACAGAUUGGUUCCCCAUUUGCUACGAAGUUCUUUGUAACUGUGAUGUUUACAAACGAGUAUAUCAGAACCUUUGAAAGAGACAUGGAGAUCCUGAGGCAUGGCAAUGAAAGUGCCUCUCUAGUUUAUCAAGGAGAAAUUAUGGAGAAAAGACGUUUCUUUGUUGGGGAAAACGUAACCUUUAAAGUGCAAGUGUCCCACAACUACAGUGUCUCUCUCUCUAAUGCUUACAAGGUCAAUAUAAGACUAAUUGUACCAGAAAUCCUUACAAUUAUCGAAGUCAAUGGAUUGCAAACAAGCUCAGGAGAUAUUGCCACAUCAGAUUCCAAAGGGUCUAAACAAAUCUUUUUGCAACAACUUCUUCUCGGCAAUACACGAAAUAUUGUUCUUGUCGUGACGAUAAAGAAUUUGCCAAAAUGGACACAGUGUAAAAGAAAGUUUUGCAAUGGUGAGAUUUUACUCGACAAAAUCUACUUCUGUCCACGCAAGGAUUGUCGCAACGGGAGCAACACUGGCACAGAUAUAGAAAGCUUGGCAACUCCGAAGUUUUUCGAUUUCAAGUUUUCUUACAACAAAACAAGCAGAGUGAUUGAUGAUGUUUUUACCGAAGUAUAUGAGAGAAAUACAUCGGCCCUGUUCAUCUGUAUGAGGUACAAUGAACUUAUCCCGCAAAAUGGCCGUCAGUGUUAUUUCGGCAAUUUAUCGACAAACUCAUGGCAACCUCUAAGCCAAUUUAUUACAAACCUAACAUAUUUUGACAACAUCAGACAGGAGCUGUAUGGCUUGACUAGAUCUCUGAAGGCAGUAAAGAUGUUUGGGGAAGAUUUCUCACAAACUAAUUUUUUGUCAUCUUCACAGUGGAAUGAGUUAGCUGGAAGUGUGGCAGGGAAGUUUUUGAAAGCAAGCAACGUAGGGUCUGAUGAUUCUGUAAAUACACACGGUUUGCAAAUGUACCAUUCGCUUUUUAGAUGGCGUUGUUGCAUAUACCCAAUAAGUGAUCGCCAAAGAGAUAUGUUAGUCCCAACAGGGAUGUUACUUCAGAAAAUCUUCAUCCAGUUGAUGUUGAUAAUUGCUCUUGCAAUGGGUGAUCAAGAUAAUUGGCAAAUUUUGAAUAGAGGGGGAUCAGUAAAUGUUAUUGCUACAAAUAAGCACGCAUUGUACGAAGUAACAGGAGGAAAGGAAUUGAAAAUUCUUCACGAUGAUAGUGGAUUCGUUCUUUUUGGCAGCGUGGUAAUCGACAUUGAUGCGAAUGACGACUUUGGAGUAUGGGCAACGAACAUUCAUUUAAACAUAUUCUACAGAGCAGGCGUGACGUCGUCUAAUAUGUUAGGUACAGGAUGGGUUCAAUUAAGCGGUGCAUUAAGUUCAAUAACUACUGGACGAUAUGGCCUAGUCUUCGGGCACUUCACCACCGGACAGAUAUACAAAAGGGAUGGAAUAACAUCAUCGUCACAUAUUGGAACAGCCUGGGCGAUGUUACAGGGCGGAGGUGUGAUUGAUGAAUCAUGCUCAAGAAAAGUUUGUUUUUGUGUUAACAGUCUUCAUCAACUAUUCACUACUGGCCUUAUGCAGUAUACGAAUUCCCCCUCAUGGAAUGGCAUUUGGAUUUAUAUAUAUCCGAAUGUCAAAGACAUCUCCGCCUAUGGAGAGAAGACACUCUGGAAACUAGACACAAACGGAUUCAUAUGGGAAGCGGUCAACGUAUACGACAGCAAUUUCAUUAAGUUUACUUGGGAACGACGCGGCUAUCAACAACAGGCUUUCAAAGAUGUAGCAGUAACUGACAAGAAAGCUUAUGCACUUGGCACAGAUGGGAAUAUAUACGUUCUGACUGGUUGCCCGAUUUUCGACUUUGAAGACAACGACCUUUCCGAAUGGGAAAAAACUGGAACCGUUUUCGAGAUGCAACCGACAUUCAGCCAAAGCACAGUUGUGGGAGCAAUAGGCAAAGUUGGAAAACGAUGCAUAGAUACUUUAACAUCGAACCAAAAUGCAACGAUUGGUGAUCCCCCGGUCGGAACAGCAAUAUCACCAUUGUUUCAGAUACGAACAAAUAUGCUGCAUUUCACAGUUGGAGGGGGUUCACCCCCUAACAAUUAUGUUGGUUUAGUGAUUGAUGGAGUUGAAAGAUUUCAAAGCUCAGGGAAAAGUGUGGCUAAAGCAUCAUCAACAGGGACAGUGCGCAUGGGAAGGUACUGGUGGGACGUAUCAGCCUAUAUAGGCAAAUGUGCCAGUGUUAAGUUGGUUGACUCAUCGUCCGCAAAUUGGGGACAUACGCUUUUUGACGAUUUGAGGGCAUCACCACCUUGUUUCAAAGGUAUGGAUGCAGUUUUGACAAGGGUUGGUCACGAGAGAACGGUUUCCAUAGGACAGGCUGUUAAACAUUCUUUGAAACUGAAAGGGUUCUAUACAUCGGCUUUGAGACCAUUGGUCAUAACAGCCAAAGUCCCUACCAUGAAUGGACAUCCUUUAAUCUACUUUGAAGAUAUCUCUAUCAUUUCAACAACUUGCAAAACAAAUGGCACGAUCAGCAAGAAAAGGUUUUUCACCGAGAGUGGACAUGCCCAUAGCAUCACUGGAACCAUAAAAAAUCUAUUGUCUGAUGCGUCGAUUGAAAUUGUAGCUCGUGCUUAUGACAACGAUAAGAUACAGAUUGGUUCCCCAUUUGCUACGAAGUUUUUUGUAGCCGUGAUGUUUAUGGACGAGUACAUAAGAAUCUUUGAAAGAGACAUGGAGAUCCUGAGGCAUGGCAACGAAAGUGCCUCUCUACUUUACCAAGGAGAAAUUAUGGAGAAAAGACGUUUCUUUGUUGGGGAAAACGUAACCUUUCAAGUGCAAGUGUCCCACAACUACAACAUGUCUGUUUCUAGAGCUUAUAAGGUAAACAUAAGACUUACUGUACCGGAAUUCAUGACAGUUGUCAAUGUUACUGGUGUAGAAUCGUCAUUUGGAGAUGUUGAUACGUUCGAUUCUGGAAAGUCAAGAAGCAUUUGGAUACCCGAACUUUUCCUUGGUGAUAACAGAACAAUAAUUUUCGCCAUAAGUAUAGAGAACUUGUCAAAAUGGAAACAGAAGAAAGGAAGAAUCUACAAAGGUGAGAUUCUCCUUGAAAAAGCUUACUUCUGUCCUCGUAAAGAUUGUCGAAAUGAAAAUAGUUCUAGCAUUGAGAUUUUAAUACUGACGACGGAGAGAUUCUACAGUUUCAAUUUCUCAUAUAAUGAAACAAAGCGAGUUGUGAAUGACGUCAUAACGAGGAUAUACGACAGAAAUGCGUCCGCACUAUUCGUGUGUGUCAGGUACAGCGAAUUCAUCCGGAGAAAUGCUCGAAACUGCUAUUUUGGCAACGUAUCGACAAAUUCAUGGCAGCCUUUGAGCAAAAUUAUCACCAAUGUUACAUUUUUCGAUAACGCAAACAUGGAGCUAUAUGGUUUAACUGAAUCCCAGAAGGUUGUUAGUCUGUUUGGAGAGUCGUUUUCGAAACGUAAGCUUUUGACGUCAUCACAGUGGAAGGAUAUUUCUACGAUCGAAGUUUCAAAGUUUCUCAAAUCACACAAUGUCGUGUCAUUAAGCUCUAAUGUGCUGCAUAAUAAAGGGGACGCGUUUUCUUCAUUGUACAGAAAGCACUGCUGUGUGUAGACUUUUCAUGUCAUUGUUAAACAGGAUACACGCACAUGAAAUUCAGUUUUUGGCAUCAAAUAGCUAGAAUGCUUAACCGCUGACUGAUGCUGGCCUGUAAAGCAAGGUUGAAAUAUGUUUAAGCUAACCUCCACUUCAAUGUUUUUGUUCGCACGUGUGCUGCGACCUAAGAGAGCUAAUUUCCUUCGCAUUGAAAGCUGGUUGCCAUCCUACUUCCAGUAUGACUUCGGGGGAAUAAUUAACAAAGAGCCAAACAGAUCGGUAGACGCGGGACUUCGGAUUGUAGGCAACUUGCAUAUGAUCUACACUUGUAUAUAGAACUGUAAAUAUUAUCUUAAGAAUUGUAAAAGCUUUGUUCUUGUAUUUCUUGAUAAUAACUUUGUGCAAAAGAUUCGCAACUUUUGAUAAGGUUUAAAUAAUUCUUUUCUUUAAUGAAAAACGAGCACAAUAGUUGAUAAAGGUUAAUAGACGUUUAAUCUAUCUUUUAAAACCAGGGUAUUUUUAAAUGCAGCUCUACACAAAAUGUGCAGUUCUAGAAGUUGUUUAUGCAAUUUUAAAGAAAAACCUGUGCUGUUCUAAAAUUUUACUUUAAUGAACAAAAAAUUCAGGAAAA